GCCAUCGAGCUCGCCGCAACUCCAGCCUCCAGGCCUCCAACGUCGAGGCGAUCGACCGGUCUGACCCAUUCUUAUUCAUCUCCAUGGCAUGGAGGAAGAAGAACGGCGGCGAGUCGUCGUUGUCGCCCGGCGCCUCGCCGUGCCGCGACGACGAGCGGGAGAAGGUCCCUAGAGGGCACGUCCCGAUGGUCACCGGCUGCGGCGAGCGGGUGGUGGUGCCGGUGAGGCUGCUCCGGGACCCUCGCAUCGCGGAGCUCCUCGACAUGGCGGCGCAGCAGUACGGCUACGGCCAGCCGGGCGUACUGCGGAUCCCGUGCGACGUCGGACAUUUCCACCGGGUCGUCGACGGCGCGCUGCACAGGGCUGACUAGCCGCCCGGCGUACGUCAGUAGAGCAUGUGUGAAACUGUGAAUACAUAUGCAGCAGUGCCAGUGUAGAAGAGUAUA
Triticum dicoccoides is the source of this 446-nucleotide messenger RNA. Its product is annotated as auxin-responsive protein SAUR71-like. The transcript has a single exon. Gene Ontology annotation, biological process: response to auxin. The record is from RefSeq and is a predicted model, not a curated record. The coding region runs from base 84 to 371 and encodes 95 amino acids. NCBI's taxonomy places the organism in Eukaryota, Viridiplantae, Streptophyta, Magnoliopsida, Poales, Poaceae.